CCAUUGGUCCUCCACUAACAAACUGAUUGGAUCUCAGGGCACAAACACACAGAGGCUGCCAGAGAGGUGUUGUAUGUGUAAGUGCUACUAUGGGCAGACAAUGAGCAAUCUGUGUGCUGAUCCCCCUCUCUCACUGCCCCCUGGAUGGAGUCCCAUGUGUGUGCCCAGCUGUGCCCCUACCCAUAACAUUGCUCUUAGCCAGACACUCAGCUGGAGCAGCAGACAGAUUUGGGGACAGAGGGCGAGAGGAUCAGCAUGGAGGUGGAUAAUAGAAGAAGGGAGAGAGGGUCAGCUUUAAAUAUUAACCGUUAUGCCACCAAGAAGAGCCUGGCAGAGAGCAUGCUGGAUGUGGCGCUAUUCAUCGCAAACACAGCACAGCUAAAGGCUGUCUUGGAACAGGGCCACUCUUUCACCUACUAUAUCACCCUCAUAACUCUCAUCAGUAUCUCACUGGUCCUACAGGUCCUCAUUGGGAUUCUACUCAUCAUCAUUGCUUGUAAAAACCUGAAUGACAUUUCCAAGCAGCCACAGCUCAAUUGGCUGAAUAACGUGGCCAUGGGAUUGGUCUUUCUCACCGUGCUAAUCAAUAUCUUCAUCACAGCUUUUGGGGUGCAGAAAACAAGCCUGUACCCCUCAAGGGGGUGAAGUGUCCUGCAAAAGCCAGGUGGCCUGGACUGAUGUGGAUGUCUGAUCCUCACUCCUCAGCAUUCCCCUCUCCCGCUCAGCUCCCUCUGUGAUUAAUCCAUAUUUAUCAGCAGACGUAUUAUAGUUAUUUAUUGUAUAAGACAUUUUAACCAGAAGCCUCAGGACAAGGUGGUAACAGACUAUCGGAGCUGCCACCUCAUCCUGAAUGCCUAUAAAAUCCCGGUGCUACAGGGUUGGUUACUAAACUGAUGGAUAGAUAGAGCUUGAGUGCACGGAAUGGUGCACCAGCACAACAUUGUGUGGAUUUUCAGCCGUCUGUUUUCAAAUUGAGAUGGAAACUCUAUGAGUUAUAGGGGUCCCAAUCAGCAUGUGGAGCUGGAUUAGGGAUAAAAGGAUGUCUCUUACAAUUUAGAUAGGCUUCGGGUCACAGGGAUUGUCCAAAACUCCUUCAGCUAUUAUUGUUUCAACUCAAGGGGACCCUGGAAUGUUGGGGACCCAGAGCAAAUGUUCUUUUUCAUCAACCCUGCAUUAUAAUUGGUGGCAGCCGCCCUUUUUCAAACUGCAUGGGGAGACUUUAGCACACACGCUUCUCCAUCAUUUGCUAAACCAUGCAUGUUGGGAGUUGUAGUUCGCAACAGACAUAACACCCAGGAUCAUACCCAGGGCCCCUCUUAAUGUUGCCAAGCAGACAUUUUUCCUAAAAUGUAAUAUAUUGAAGCCGCUUAUCAAGUAGCGCUCUGGUGGAGCCCCCUCGCAGUCACACAGUCUACCUCCUCUAUAGUUGUCCCUAAAGGGAAAUAGAACAGGCUCUGUAAUAAUAAACUACUUUGUUUCUAUAUGGCCCCCAA
Molecule: messenger RNA, 1493 nt
Organism: Xenopus laevis (African clawed frog)
Lineage: Eukaryota; Metazoa; Chordata; Amphibia; Anura; Pipidae
Gene: ninj2.S
Product: ninjurin-2-like
Exons: 4
Coding region: 256-645 (129 amino acids)
Source: RefSeq, a predicted model, not a curated record